Messenger RNA from Argiope bruennichi, 1552 nucleotides. Its product is annotated as protein FRA10AC1-like. Gene Ontology annotation, biological process: dephosphorylation. The coding region runs from base 231 to 1133 and encodes 300 amino acids. Gene Ontology annotation, molecular function: phosphatase activity. NCBI's taxonomy places the organism in Eukaryota, Metazoa, Arthropoda, Arachnida, Araneae, Araneidae. The record is from RefSeq and is a predicted model, not a curated record. The transcript has a single exon.
AAAACCUAAACAAACAAAACCGAAAUCAUAGCAUUAUUCGCCGAAAAAUAUCGAAUUUUUCCUAUUUUAAAACAAAGCUGUAUCAAAAUAAAUUUUAGAAAUGACGCUUAUUUCACAUCCUAAAUAAUUUUUUAAUCCAGAAUAUUUAUAUGCAAAACCCUUUAGACAUAUUGUAUAUGGAAAAAAUAAUUGUUAUUCCACGAAGAUAAUUUUCUUCGUUCUUUUUUGCCAUGGAAGAAAAUAGUAAUUCUUUCGCUAUCUCAGUUAAUGAAGAUUACGAAUCAGAUUUUGAAUAUGAUGUUGAUGUUGGCGAGAAACGAAAAGCCAGAGAAGAUCUGACUUUAAAACAACCUGCUCCUAAGAUUCCCAAGCCAAAUAAACAAGAAUUUGCCGAUGCGUAUGCUCGUGAGCAAGGUAGAAUUCAGCAACAGGCAUAUUUGUCUUUAGAUGCGUAUACUAGACACAAGAAACUUAUCAAUGAUUAUGUACUAUGUUACCGAGGAGCAACUGGUAAGCUCAGGCGAGAUACAAGUAAUUAUAAAACUGAUUCAGAUAUAAUUCGUGAAAAUCAUCGAUUUCUUUGGGAAGAGGAAGACGAAGCAAAAACCUGGGGUGAGCAAUUAGCCAAAAAAUACUAUGACAGACUUUUUAAAGAAUAUUGUUUGUGUGAUCUUAGCCGAUAUAAAGAAAAAAAGAUUGGCAUGAGGUGGAGAACUGAGAAAGAAGUUAUUCUAGGGAAGGGGCAGUUUUUUUGUGGAAGCAUUCGUUGUGAGGAAAAAGAAGGAUUGAAUAGUUGGGAAGUACUAUUUGGCUAUGUUGAACAUGGAGAAAAAAAGAAUGCGCUUGUAAAACUUCGACUUUGCGAAAAGUGUUCUUAUAAACUUAAUUAUGGUUAUAAAGGAAAAGCGGUUCUUAAAAAUAAACUCAAGAAAUCAAAAUCCGAUAAAAAGCGAGACAAAGAAUUAGAUUCUGAAAAAUCAGAUGCAGUGUCAAACACUUUGAAGGACUCCAGUGAAAAGGAAGAUGAUGCUAAGUCUAGUGAAAGUAAUAUUUGGAAACAACCAGUGCAGGAGGAAGUGGAACAGUCAAAAGAAGAUGCAUUUGAAGAGUUCUUGGAAGACUUAUUUCUAUAAAGUUAGAAUCAGAGAAUUAUUUAAUUUUAAUCAGUCUUAUUCAUAUAAGUAAAUACUAUUAUAUUAUCUGUAAAAUCAAAUUUAUUACCAAUGAAUUGGAAAUUUAGUGCCUUUUCUGUAGUUGAACAUAAUAAUCCAAUUAUGAAUGUUAGUACAAAUAUAACUUUUUUGAUAGCACAGCUGGAGCAAUAAUAAGCAUAUUUGCCGAGUACUGCAAACUUUUACUGAAAAAUAAAUUUUUUUAUAGAAUAUAUAUUUUAUUUGCUCUCAGGCUAAUAGAAAGCUAUAGGAAAUUUUUAAUUGGAUAAAAUGACUUAUCUUGAUUAAAUGCAUUUAAAAUAAUAUUUAAUAUUAAAAGAUAUUUAAAUGAUAAAAUAUUUUUGUUACUUUUAAAUUUGCCAAUGUUAUAUUUUAUUAGU